This is a messenger RNA of Exaiptasia diaphana, 933 nucleotides long. RefSeq names its product kinesin light chain-like. The coding region runs from base 1 to 933 and encodes 310 amino acids. The record is from RefSeq and is a predicted model, not a curated record. The transcript is spliced from 2 exons. Gene Ontology annotation, molecular function: protein binding. Lineage: Eukaryota; Metazoa; Cnidaria; Anthozoa; Actiniaria; Aiptasiidae.
AUGAAAGAAAACUUUUGUACUGGCAUCGAUCUUUUGACAGAACGAAAUGCACUUGGAGAAAUUCUUUAUGAUCUUCAAGAAUUCACGAAGGCAAAAUAUUGCUUCGAACAAGCACUGGGUGGUGAUUAUGAUGCUUAUCUUAACAUCAGCAAAACAAGUAGUUUAUGCCUACGCGCACUGACUAAUCUUGGGAUGACACUUUCCUGUAACGAACUCGGAAAAAAGCAGGAAGCCGAACGAUGUAUAAAGAAAGCACUUCCAUUCAUCGAAAAGAAAACUCCAGAUUUUCCAUUUAGGGGUCGAAUAUUCAACAAUAUUGCAAUGGUGUACUAUCAUCAUAUGAUCUAUGCAGAAGCAAAAACAUUUUUGGAAAAAUCCUUUGCUUAUGACAAGAAACAAUAUGGCGACAAUCAUCCAACAUUAGCCAUACAUUUGAAUAACCUCGGUUUGGUGCUAAAAGAUCUCAGACAGUACGAGGAAGCCAAGAAAUGCAUUGAAAGAGCACUCGAUAUUGCCGAACGUCUGUAUGAUGAAAACCAUCCAACAUUAGCCAUACAUUUAAAUAACCUCGGUUUGGUGCUGCAAGAUCUCAGACAGUACGAGAAAGCCAAGAAAUGCAUUGAAAGAGCACUCGAUAUUGACGAACGUGUGUAUGAUGACAACCAUCCAACAUUAGCAAUUCAUUUAAAUAACCUCAAUCUCAGACAGUACGAGGAAGCCAAGAAAUGCAUUGAAAGAGCACUCGCUAUUGCCGAACGUGUUUAUGAUGACAACCAUCCAACAUUAGCAAAUCAUUUAAAUAACCUCGGUUUGGUGCUACAAGAUCUCAGACAGUACGAGGAAGCCAAGAAAUUCAUUGAAAGAGCACUCGCUAUUGACGAACGUGUAUAUGAUAACAACCAUCCAACAUUAGCCACUCAUACAUUUGAGUAA